UCCUUUGAAGGUAUUGGUUUAGGGUAAUUCAGGCUGUUAUGACGAAUGUGAAUGCGUGUGCUGCAAUGGUGGCACUUAAUGGUUUAAAUUUGAACUUCUGUUUUCUGACUGGUGUUGAAUCUGUCUCUGGGAAAACUUCGAGUGUCCCGUUAAUUCCUUCAGUUUCUGCACUUUAUGUUAAGCUGUUGUCAACUAAGCUUAUAUUAUACAAAACUGUUGUGAUAAUAAUUAUCAUGUGUGUAAACACAAGGCAAAUAUUUAACUACACCUAUAUAGGAAAACACUUUUUUCCAAGAGCUGCCUUAGGUGGGACUCGAAUCCAUGACACUCUGUUCUCUAGACUGUUCUCUAUCACUGAGCUACCAGGGCAACUCAGAAGAUUCAGCUGAAAAGUCUACAAACGCAAACACAAUGCAAGCACUGUGCAGUGCAAUAGUAACCUGUCACUUAACUACAGCCAUGUUGGAAAAUGAACCACCAGAUUUUGAGAUUGAUAUAAAAGCUGAAGGUUUUGCUGAAGAUAGCAGUCCGGUUACUGAGAGGGAAGGAAGUCUCACUAGAUCAUGUGGGUACAGGAAAGUGCUGAUCCAGCCAUCGAAGGAUAUUGGAUCUGGCUCAUAUGGAAGUGUGGUCAAGGCAAAGCUUGACAACCUCCCCUGUGCUGCUAAAAUUUUACACCACACCUUUUUCACUUCAAAUGACCCAAAUGUUGUGGAGUUUAUAUCCCGCUUUAAAGAAGAAUGCAGGAUGUUACGCAAGCUCAAGCAUCCAUGCAUUGUGCAGUUCCUUGGAGUCUUGGAAGACCCUCGACACCGCAGACCAAUUCUUCUUAUGGAACUAAUGGAGCAGAGCCUGACUCAGUUGCUUGAGAGCUUAAAAAAGCCGCUUGCUUAUCAUGUUCAGGUUGACAUAACCUAUGAUAUUUCUUUGGCCAUUGAUUAUCUCCACGCCAAUGGAAUUCAACACAGAGAUAUCUCUAGUAACAACAUUCUUUUGACUGCUGGUUCUCGGGCUAAGGUAACCGAUUUUGGCAUGUCUAAGAUGGUUGAAAUUAACCCUCGUAUGUCUCGAAACAAGCAAACUGCAUGUCCUGGUACUCUUGCCUACAUGCCUCCAGAGGUUUUGCAACCUGUACCAGUCUACUCAGACAAGAUAGAUGUAUUUUCCACUGGAGUACUAAUCAUUCAAAUUAUAACUCAGAGUUUUCCCACCCCAACUGACCCACACACUGUUGUUCAGGAUCCAAAGUACAAAGAACCAAUCCUUGUUCGUGUACCAGAACUUGAGCGGCGCAAAAGUAAUCUCCAUCGAGUAUACCUCACUCAUCCACUGCGACAGCUUGCUUUACAAUGUAUCCAAGAUAGUAAAAGGGAGAGGCCCACAGCAGGAAAUAUCUGCCAGCAGCUAGUUGAGUUGAUGUCUGCCCAAAAUUAUAUUGACAGUCAGUCCCAGUACCAUCAACAGAUAGAAUCUUUGCUUCCAACAAGAUCUGCAUUAGCAAUGCGGGAUCUAGAAAUAUGUAAGCUUGAAAGAGAGAUCAAAACUCUCAAUCAGCAAAGCGAGUUCUUGGGCGACACUUUUCUACAAGAGAAGGAUACGAGUACCUGA
Molecule: messenger RNA, 1608 nt
Organism: Geodia barretti
Lineage: Eukaryota; Metazoa; Porifera; Demospongiae; Tetractinellida; Geodiidae
Source: the annotation of a GenBank genome assembly